Messenger RNA from Triticum dicoccoides, 819 nucleotides. RefSeq lists its product as uncharacterized. Gene Ontology annotation, cellular component: tRNA-intron endonuclease complex. Gene Ontology annotation, biological process: tRNA-type intron splice site recognition and cleavage. The record is from RefSeq and is a predicted model, not a curated record. NCBI's taxonomy places the organism in Eukaryota, Viridiplantae, Streptophyta, Magnoliopsida, Poales, Poaceae. Bases 1 to 819 code for a protein of 272 amino acids. The transcript has 4 exons.
AUGGCGGCCGUGGCGCACGACCGGCGGAGAAGGGGAUGUGCUCCCGGGGCUACCUCCACCGCUGCGGCUGAAGACGACGGGGAGGAGCAGCAACUCAACCCCUUCCUCUUGGACGCGGCACCCUCGUCCUCGAGAGUCCAGUUCAGGAACGUCGCGUCGCGGGCGCGGUGGGUGGAGGAGGCUGGUGCGGCAGGGGUGUUGGACAACAAGGGGAAGCUCUGGCUGACCACCGGCAUAGCACGGGGUGGCAAGCUCUACUACAAUGUGGAGGAGAUCGGGUUCUUGGCAGAAAGAGGGGCAUUGGUUCUUCUUGAUGACAAGGAUGAAACAGUUGGAAUGGAGGAUAUCUAUGGAAAGAUUGCAACAGGAAGUUAUGGGUGCUCCUGGGAUGCCUUCCAAGCUUACAGGCACUUGAAGUUGCUUGGCUACAUUGUUGGACGGUAUGACAUUCCCUGGACAAUGAAGCAAAUCCGUUCUGGUGAUGUCACCAAUUCCCCCGUGAGUAUGGAUGGCACAAGCCAGAGCUUUGGUAAAGCCAAUGGUGCCUGCAAUGACAUUACCAAAUUGCUCGAAGGAAUGCACAUAGAUGGGAUGUAUCCAUGCUUUAAAGUGCAUCUACCAAAUAGCAAAUUUAAGAAGUCGUCCCCAGGAGUCCCUAGUUCUCUUGUAUGUCUGUUAAGAGACAAGCCACCUUCAAGGGAUGAACUGGAAACAGUGGAGAACAAGUUUGACGGCAUUCCUCUUAAAUUCUGUCAAGUUGUUAAUGGGCGUGUCAGCUUCCUCUCCUUCAAUAAAGUUACACUUCCUAGUUUGUCCUGA